AGACUCCGAAAACACCCAGGUAGAUCGCAAAUACACUUGUUGUGUCUCACAGGGACGUGUUAGAUAAAAAUAUAUACCUGCAUCUUCAGCGGGAAACGGCCUGGAUCUAUCAGCCGGUGGAUUAUUUAUGAGGAGUGUAGGAUUCAGAAAGGAGUUGUGAUUUGUGUGGGAGCCCUCCGUCGGUUUCAGAAACCAUCAUGGAUCACUGGUGUCGAGGCGUGUGUGAUUAAGAAAUAACUGCCAGCUACCGGAAGACUGAGUUAUUUUGGUUAACGGCAGGUCAUGCUGAUGGACCAAGACACUCAGUGGCUGUACCAACUCCUGGCCGAGGUCCAGUUGGAGAAAUUCUACCUGCGCGUCAGAGAUGGCCUCAACAUCACCCGUAUCGAGCACUUCGCCUACGUCAAGGAGUCCGACCUGGAGCAGAUAGGAAUCAGCAAACCUGCACAACGAAGAUUAUGGGAAGCUCUGAAACGCUACAAGGCAAACUCACGAUCACGGCCGUGGAUACCGAAGGUGCUAAGCGGGCGAGGUCUGGAUGGAGGAGAGCAGGGGAGCGGCCAGGCUCAGUGCCAGGAAGUCGGCAGCCGCACUCUUCCGUGUCUGAUCCAGGACAGCGAGCUGAUUCUGGCCGAGAAGCUGGGCUCCGGGUCCUUUGGGGUGGUGAAGAGGGGAGAGUGGCACACGCCAACUGGGAGAGUGCUUCCCGUUGCUGUAAAAUCCCUGAGGAGCAGUAUGUCGAGGCAGACAGACACACUGACGGACUUCCUCCAAGAAGUAACCAUCAUGCAGUCGUUGGAUCACCCCAACAUCAUACGGCUCUAUGGUGUGGUGCUCACACAGCCACUCAAGAUGGUAACAGAGCUGGCCCCCUUGGGCUCACUAUACGACAUGCUGCGCUCACGUCAGUAUGAGUACCCUCUGGUCCGCCUCUGGCUCUUUGCCACCCAGAUCGCGGCAGGUAUGGAGUACCUGGAGACCAGGAGAUUCAUCCACAGGGACCUGGCUGCCAGAAAUGUGCUGCUGGCCUCCAGGGAGACGGUGAAGAUCGGGGACUUCGGCCUGAUGAGAGGCCUGAGCCACGAGGCAGAUCACUACGUCAUGUCGGCACACAGACGCAUCCCGUUCGCAUGGUGUGCUCCAGAGAGCCUUCGUGUCGGCUCCUUCUCCCAUGCCUCAGACGUGUGGAUGUUUGGUGUCACCCUGUGGGAGAUGUUCACUUACUGUGAGGAGCCCUGGUUCGGUCUGUCAGGCCGACAGAUUUUGUGGCGUGUGGAGCGGGAGGGCGAGCGUCUGGAGAAACCGGCGGAUGGUCCUCAAGAGCUGUACGCCAUCAUGAGGAAGUGCUGGGCCUGCAAUGCUGGUGACAGACCCAGCUUCGCCCAGCUCACCACAAUGGUGACAGAGGCUAAACCAAUGGAGGUGCAAGCAGCAAGGGACUUUUCUGAACCCAGAAAACUCACACUAGUGGCCAACGACCUUGUGACGGUCAUAGACCACGGUCUGGAGCUGAGUGAGUGGAGAGGCCAGAAUCAGAGGACGCUGACGGUCGGCUGGUUUCCUGCGAGCCUCACGGUGCCGUCGCUCCCUCCUGUUGCUGCUGUUCCCGCCUCUUCCAGCAACCCCGGAGCCAACCCCGCUUCCACGGCUGCCCACAUCUCAGCCCCUGUGAAGGGCAGCCUGCAUCACACCGGGCAUGGAGACAUCAAGCCCGAACGCUGCUGGGGAACACCGGAGAGCCUGGACGACAGUGGCAGCUGGAGGCCGAGUCCUGCCAGGGAGAAGGAGGGAUCCAAUCUGCAGAAAAUGGCAGGUAUGUCUCGGAGCCUGGAGUCGGUCUUGAGUGGACACCGACCUCAAUCACACACAGUAGGGGCGGUCAGGGUGGAUCAGCACGGCAGACUCAUGCCCCCCAUAAUGGCAGCUCGUAGUGUGGUGAUGCAGCAGGACCCCCGCCGGUUCAGCGAGGCCAGUAUCAUCCCGCCUCCUCGACCACCACCCCCCAACCUGAAACGCCUUAACAUAAGGUCUCAGAGGAGGCCCAACGUCAAUCCAGCCCCAGCCGCCCUCUGGCCAUCACAGGUGGGUCCGUCCCCUCUAACGCAGCCACAACCUCAACCUCAACCUCAACCUCAGCCCCAGCACCUGCCUCAGCCGGGCGUCGGAGGCUCCAACAUGGCUAAGAUGGCCCCCAUGGCUCGCUCUACUCCGCAGCUGGAUAACCAGACAGACAACAGAGAGAGAGAUCGAAUCAGAGAUCGAGAGAAAUCGCCUCAUGUGCAGAACACAAGAGACAGUCUCAUCGCACAGGUCAUGGAGGCAGUACAUGGAGUGACCACUGAAGAGGUUCAUAUUGCACUUCAACGCAGUGACUGGAACCCAGUGCGAGCCGAGCAACACCUCAAGUUGGAGCAGCUGUACUCGCUGAGCCUCUGCUCCAAAGAGGACUGUCUGAGGAUCCUCUCCAGAUACCAGUGGAACCUGCAGCUGGCCAGUCGCUACCUCCUCCGAUUGUCUCGGGACGACAGGCCCGGCCCGGGCGAGCGGGAGCGACCUGCAGCUAGUGCAGAAAGACGAGUCUGAAGUGACUGAUUUUA
This is a messenger RNA of Seriola aureovittata, 2597 nucleotides long. It is a transcript of the gene tnk1, whose product is annotated as tyrosine kinase, non-receptor, 1. The coding region runs from base 283 to 2583 and encodes 766 amino acids. The transcript is spliced from 14 exons. Gene Ontology annotation, biological process: protein phosphorylation. Gene Ontology annotation, molecular function: protein tyrosine kinase activity; protein binding; ATP binding. The record is from RefSeq and is a predicted model, not a curated record. NCBI's taxonomy places the organism in Eukaryota, Metazoa, Chordata, Actinopteri, Carangiformes, Carangidae.